Plasmodium vinckei vinckei is the source of this 210-nucleotide messenger RNA. RefSeq names its product conserved Plasmodium protein, unknown function. NCBI's taxonomy places the organism in Eukaryota, Apicomplexa, Aconoidasida, Haemosporida, Plasmodiidae. The transcript has a single exon. The coding region runs from base 1 to 210 and encodes 69 amino acids. The record is from RefSeq and is a predicted model, not a curated record.
AUGUAUUACAAACAAUAUUAUAGCUAUGAUACGGUAUAUACCCCAGUAUAUUAUCCAGGAUAUAUAUUAUAUGAAGCGCCCCGCUCAAAAGAUCCAUGUUGUAAUUUAGCUGAGGCAUUAUGUGAUUGUGUUGCUCUUACAAUAACAUCCGUUGCUUCAAUUUUUUUAUGUUCAGCUGACUUGUUAAUAAAAAGUUGUGAAGGCAGAUAA